Messenger RNA from Rhododendron vialii, 1166 nucleotides. RefSeq names its product UDP-glycosyltransferase 13-like. The coding region runs from base 1 to 630 and encodes 209 amino acids. The transcript has a single exon. Gene Ontology annotation, molecular function: UDP-glycosyltransferase activity. NCBI's taxonomy places the organism in Eukaryota, Viridiplantae, Streptophyta, Magnoliopsida, Ericales, Ericaceae. The record is from RefSeq and is a predicted model, not a curated record.
AUGUGGUUGGACGGCCAAAGUGAUGGAUCUGUGCUUUAUGUUAGUUUUGGGAGUAGAACGGCCAUGUCAAAGGAACAAAUAAGGGAGAUUGGAGAUGGGUUGGAGAGAAGUGGGUGUGCUUUCUUCUGGGUGUUAAAAGGCAGCAAAGUGGACAAGGAAGAUAAAGUGGGGAUAGAAGAAUUACUAGGCGAAGGGUUCAUGGAGAGAACGAAAAGCAGGGGAGUUGCGGUGAAAGGAUGGGUGGAACAGGAAGAGAUUUUAUCACACCCCGCGAUCGGAGGGUUUCUGAGUCAUUGCGGAUGGAACUCGGUGAUGGAAGCGGCUCGACACGGGGUACCGGUGUUGGCGUGGCCUUUACACGGUGACCAAAAGGUGAAUGCGGAGGCGGUGGAGAAGGCAGGGUUGGGGAUGUGGGUGAGGGAGUGGGGAUGGGGCGGGGAGAGGUUAGUGAGAGGAGAAGAGGUUGGAGACAAGGUUAGAGAGAUGAUGAGUGAUGAGAAGUUGAGGAGGAGAGGUAGGGAGAUCGGGGAAGAGGCUCGGAAGGCAUGGGAGGGCAGUGGCAGCUCUCAGAAGGCUCUAAUGGAAGCCAUUGAUGAAUUGAAGCACAGAAAUUUGGCAGCUAUUUUUUGAGUGGGUGUUGGUUGAAUGUUGCUCAUUCUGCUAGGUAUGGAAGCCAAAUAUUACUACAAACUCUAGGAUUAACAAUUUUUUUCCCCAAUUUAUCUGUGUUGGCUUCCCAAUAAGCGAAAGCAGAAGCUACGGAAAACAAGUUUGAUCGAAUUAUGAAAAUAAAAAGAAAGUUAAAAAGCUCUUACGUCGUACCAAAUACGCCAAAUUAGUUUGAAAGUUGUAUUGUCACCUUCUUUUCCUUGGUCAUUUUGUGCUUUCAUGUGUGCUUUCACUUUUCAGGUAUAAUUUUUGAAGGCAUUUUAUUGGGUUUCCAUGGCAAUUUUCUUUUUCUUUAAAAUGGACUUUGAUAGAGACAAUAGCAAAAACAAAAAAGAAAAAAAAUAAGAAAAAGGAAAAAAUAAGAAGAGACAAUAGCAACAAAUAUGAGUUCAAGUUGCAUGAACUCCUACACUUGUUACAACCAAUUGCAGGUGUAGGGCCACAUCAGUUGUUCUAAAUUUGACCCAAAUCCUCCAUAGAAAAUUGGAGAAAACAAU